AUAAACAAAACAGUCGAUGUUAAAAGUGAUCUGAUAACAGAAGUGCAUCGUUAGUUGCUUUUUGUUCGUAUGGUGGUAAAUAUUCCCAACUGAUAAGGCUUCUUAUCGUAUUUCUGCUAAGAUAAUUCUCAACUAGCUUUGAUUUUAUGAGAACUAUCCCUUCUUGUUUUGUUUUAAUUCUGAGCAUGAACAUAGCGGCGAGUGCAACUGGUGGAUGAGUGUGUUGACUUGUUUUGACGUGCGUGAAACGAAAAGAAAAGUGAAUCGUCAGCUAGCUACAAGGUAGGAUGCAGCCAAAGAGCGUCGCAAAUAAUAGAAGUUCUGGAGGAAAUUGUUGAAAGCAAAGUUAAAAUACCCGUUUCAAACCCAAUUUUCUGUGUAGAUAUAAACAUUUUCGUAAAAGGAAGACCAACUUUUUCAAAUAGUGUAGUUUCUACCAUCGCCGGGUGUAAGAACAUGGAAUUUGCGGAGCUGAUCAGAACUCCCAAACUAGACGGCGUCCAGCUGUACGAACAGCUUCGCCGGGAGUCCAUCGAUGGAACGCUCUGCAUCACCGGCCAUCAUCUGAUAUUGAGCACACGGAAGGAAGGCGCUCGCGAACUCUGGUUGCUGCUUCAAAACGUUGACAUUGUCGAGCGGAAGCCCUGCAUCGUUAACAAUGUUCUCGAGGGUGGAAUCAUCACGCUCAAGUGUAAAGAUCUCCGGAUCAUACAGCUCAGGAUCAACUCCCCGCAGGAAUAUUUCAAUAUAUCAGACUCGAUCGAACAGCUGUCCAACUUGGAGGAAACAAAAAAGCUGUAUCCGUUCUUCUACAUUCCGAUGUACAACGUGAUGCAGGAUGGCCACACCGAGUACACAAUCGAGACUGAAUACGCAAAACUGCUGGCCACCGACGAGUGGCGCCUAACAACGGUCAACCAGGACUUCAAGCUGUGCCCAACGUACGGCGCUCGAUUACUAGUACAAAAAUCUAUCAGUGACGAACAGAUCAUUCAAUCGGCGGCAUUCCGCGACGGUGGAAGAUUUCCGUUGCUGGCCUACAAACAUACCAACGGUGCGGUAUUGUUGCGCUGUGCUCAACCCCUUGCUGGGCCCGGCGUGAAGCGCAGUCGGGCGGACGAAGCAAUUCUGAACUCGUUGGUGGAACCCGGUGGAAAGAAAGGCUGCAUCUUCGACACGUGGGGCAAAACGAAGAGCACCAACACCGAAAUUGAACCGCACUACCCGCAGUGGCGUGUUCUGAGUCGCCCGAUCGGAUCGCUGUCGUCCAUCUCCAGCUUGUUGGACAGUUUCGUCAAAUUGAUGGAAGCCUGCAACGAUGUGGUUAUCAGCUCGGAUAGGUGGCUGUCGCGACUGGAGAGCUCGUGUUGGUUGAGCUACGUCCUGAACGCAAUGAACGUGUCCUGCGUGGUGGCCCAAUGUCUAGCGUUGGAGGGCGUGCCGGUGGUGGUGCACGGCGGCAAAGGGCUGGACAUUCCGCUGAUCGUCACAUCGGUGACGCAGAUCAUCCUUAAUCCAGAUUGUAGGACAAUAAAAGGAUUGCAAGCCCUAAUCGAACGAGAAUGGCUGCAAGCGGGCUACCCCUUUUCAACGCGACACAAACAUUCCUGUUACACUCCGUCAUCGCAGCGACACAAAACAUCAAGCGCCACGUUUGUUCUCUUUCUGGACUGCGUGUUCCAGCUGUACCACCAGUUCCCGUGCAGCUUCGAGUUCGACUCCCGCUAUCUGAUAGUGCUAUUCGAGCACAGCUACAGCAGCCAGUACGGAACGUUCCUCGGCGACUCGGAACGUGAACGAGCGGAACUGCGGGUUCGGGAGCGGACCACCAGCCUGUGGAGCUACAUUAAUCGGCCGGAGGUGAUCGACACGUUGCUCAAUCCGAUGUACGUCCCGAACGCGGCCGUCAUAUGGCCCUCGGUGGCACCGAUCAGCAUCGUGCUGUGGUCGGAGGCCUACACGCGGUGGGUUAUCGAUCAGAGCGUGCUGCGAACGAGUCGGGACCGCAUGCUGGGUAUCGUCAGCGAGGAACGCGAACUGGAGAAGAAGGUGAAAAAGCUUCGCCGGGAGCUGGCGGAUUUGCAGCAGGAGUACGCCCGGCUGAAGCUGCAGGAGCUGAUGCUGCUGUCGGACGAGGGUGGCACCGAGGAGGACGACGCCGACGUCAGCGACACUUCUUUAGGUACUCACUGUACUGCUGUUGGCACUCGGUGGACGGACAGAACCACUUGUUCUCCUUCGCCGCUUCUGCCGUAACGCCCACGCACCGCGUAUGGAACCAGCGGUCGCAGUUAUCGCACCCAAUCAUCUGUUCGUCAACUUCAGAAGUUGUUCCGCAGGACCCGCAGGCAGUCAUCGUCAUCUCCGCUGCUUCCGACAUCGCUUCCGAGGUUGUCCGAUAUUUCUUUUUGAGAAUGUUCGGAAUCGGUCCAAAGAAAUACUAUUUUUUCUGCAGCAGUCUUGUGAUCAGCUCAAAGUAUCUAUGUGAUUUCUAAAUCACAUUCCUAGCCGAGAAAAUGAAACUAUUAUUUAAUUUAA
This is a messenger RNA of Armigeres subalbatus, 2538 nucleotides long. RefSeq names its product myotubularin-related protein 9. Gene Ontology annotation, cellular component: membrane; cytoplasm. Bases 457 to 2256 code for a protein of 599 amino acids. Lineage: Eukaryota; Metazoa; Arthropoda; Insecta; Diptera; Culicidae. Gene Ontology annotation, biological process: phosphatidylinositol dephosphorylation; negative regulation of autophagy. The transcript is spliced from 4 exons. Gene Ontology annotation, molecular function: phosphatidylinositol-3-phosphate phosphatase activity. The record is from RefSeq and is a predicted model, not a curated record.